Geodia barretti is the source of this 2930-nucleotide messenger RNA. The record is from the annotation of a GenBank genome assembly. Lineage: Eukaryota; Metazoa; Porifera; Demospongiae; Tetractinellida; Geodiidae.
CAAAGUUGAGUGCAGUGGAGGGAAUUAGACCAUGAGGGUAUUUGUGAAGGUCUGCUGUAGCGGCGGAGGCGAGCCGCAAGCCUACGCUCUCCCCUGUAACGAGCCCACUGCCCGUGUGGGCUCGCUGAAAUCCCUGGCUUUGGACCGCUGGUCGGAAAACCGCGGCGAUAACUCGAAAAGAGACGCCGAAGGUUUUCAAGCUAACGCUGUCGGGUACCGGCGCCCUCUUGUCCGACAAAGACACGAUUCAGGACGUUCUGCGAGACGGCGAAUUUCUGGACCUCUCGACAUUUUUCAGGCACUAACAGGCAUAGAAAACAAAGAGGCUAUUGAGUUGGAUGGCCUCAGUUUGUCUGUGGAAAACCUCAUGAGAAUUGGACGAGGAGAGCUCAAAGUAAAGAUCUCCGAGUCAGCCGUGAACAGGGUCAAGAGAUCAAGAAAAGUGGUGGACGAUUUGGUUGCCUCUGACGAAGUCACGUAUGGGGUCACAACGGGCUUUGGAAAGUUUGCAAGUGUUGUUAUCCCCAAAGAAAAGACAAUAGAGCUGCAGGAGAACCUGAUACGUUCUCAUGCAGCGGGUGUGGGGCCUCCUCUUUCACCCGAGCAGACCAGACGACUGCUGGCUCUCAGACUCAAUGUGUUGGUCAAAGGUUACAGUGGAGCGAGACUAGAGACAGUGCAAAAACUGGAAGCAGCUCUGAACGCGUCUUGUCUCCCGCUGGUCCCGGAGCAAGGGACGGUGGGUGCCAGUGGAGAUCUGGCUCCCCUCUCUCACCUGGCCCUGGGUCUCAUGGGAGAAGGUCUCAUGUGGAGUCCCUCCAGUGGCUGGGCAAAUGCAGCCGACGUUCUGGAAGCCCACGGCCUCUCUCCCUUAUCCCUACAAGCCAAAGAGGGAAUCUCAUUGAUAAACGGGACGCAGCUCAUCACUGGAUUGGGUGUGGAGGCACUGUCCCGGGCCGAGCUCAUCGCGAAACAGGCCGAUGUCGUUGCUGCUCUGACUCUCGAUGUACUGCAAGGGACACCUCGAGCCUUCGACUACGACGUGCAUGCCAACAGGCCGCACUACGGGCAGCAGAUGGUUGCAGGAAGACUUCGUGCUCUGCUUGACUCCAGUAUCCACCAUUCUGAAAUCAGAGCAAGUCACAAGAACUGCCACAGGGUCCAGGAUCCGUACACCCUCCGUUGCAUCCCUCAGGUCCACGGCGUCGUCAACGACACCCUCACGUUUGUCAGGGGAAUCCUCACCACGGAGAUGAACUCUGCCCUCGACAACCCGGUGAUGGACUAUCUGGCCAUCGCAGUUCACGAGUUGGCCAACAUUAGUGAGAGGAGACAGGAGAGACUGAUGAACCCUUCUAUCAGUGCUGGGUCUGGAGCUGGGGAAGGAGAAGUGAAGCUCCCGGCAUUCCUGGCAUCCGACGGAGGGAUCAAUUCUGGGUUCAUGAUAGCACACUGCACCUCGGCAGCUCUUGUUUCAGAGAACAAGGUGUUGACUCAUCCGUCCUCUGUCGACUCAAUCUCUACGUCGGCCGCUCAGGAAGACCACGUCUCCAUGGGAGGCUUUGCUGCUAGGAAAGCCAUUAGUGUGGUGUCCCACGUGGAACAAGUGUUGGCCAUAGAGCUGCUGGCAGCAUGUCAGGCUCUGGAGUUCCACAGACCACGAACCACCACUCCCCCUCUGGAGGAAGUCCACAAACUGGUCCGGACCGUGGUCAGACCGUGGGACAAGGACAGGUUCAUGAGCCCAGACAUCGAGGCAGCCACCAAACUACUGAGGGAGGGGAGGGUGUGGACCGCGGCGGAACCACACAUCAGCCACUACAAGACCACAGCCAACGAACCACCGCCAAAGAGAAUCAAACUGGUCCACCAGUCAUAAGCCACCUAUACCUUCAGACACUAGUAGUUGCAAUUCUGCGUAGUUGCUGCAACUCUGUUCUGCAUAGUCUGUAUGUAUGCAGUGUUGCUCCUCAGAUCAAGUUGUUAGCUAUAAUCCAUGCUACGGUGUUAUAAAACGAUCAAUGCAUAUUAAUUUUAAUCCUCUUCACUUGAUGUGACCGACAUUAUCUAACCUUCAUAAUUAUUGAAGUGUAAACACUGCUCUAGUUUUUAUAAUAUAGUCCAAUUACAGCACACAGUCCACUGAUAAAAGGGCUGAAAUGAGAUUUUAUGGAGAGUUGAUGAAUCCAGAGUGAAAGUAUAAACAAUACUCUAAUGUAGAGUUGUGAGAGAAAUAACAAUUACAUUUCCUGAACGCAGAGACAGCUAUUUGAUGGCACCAGUCACAGAGGGAGUCUUUCUCAGUUGCUCAAAGAUGAAGGCGUAGUGACUCAUGCUGUCAGAGGGGAGGUAUGGCCGGUCCGACUGCCUGGCAAACAUGGGAACAUCCAUUGGUUGAGAAGAGUCCAGCAGACCUUUGGUGAAGGCAGUGAGCUCACUCCAACACUGAGACACCCUGCUCUGGUCCUUGUCUUCAACCUCGACAACAAUUCCUUUAUUGACAGAGCCCAUUGAAAUGGCCCCAAACUUGAUGGCAUACUGCUUCGCCAGGUAAAUCUUCCCCUUCACCUCGAUCCGGGGCUGCUUGCGCGGCGGGUAGAACUGUUUGAGAUGAGACAGGAUCGUAUCGAGGGAGUUUUCGGCCACGAGACACUGGAGGUUGUCGAGGAUGAGGAAGGUGGAGCGAGGGUACUCACUGCUGUGGAUCACGUUGGCCAUCCUCGGAGCUCCCGGGGUAGCCGUAGCAACUGCUACGAGGUUGGGCACACUCUGUAUGGUCUCACAGUCCACAGACCACGCCCUCCUUACCACGCCCACCCAAUAUCUCCAGUCUCUUUUGCAGAAAGUUCUCCAGAGCCUGGCCAAUACUGAGCCCUUCUGGCGGCUCCCAGAUCACGAUACAGCUAACACCCAUGUCACCGCGCGAGCAG